UUAAACCACGUGACAUUACACGGAAGUGACGCGGGGUGCUCAAAAGAGUUAAGCAAAGCAUCUGGGAGCAAAACAGCAGCUAGCUUAAUUUCAUUUUACCCCAGAAAACCGGAGGAGGAGACUAACAGACGGUCAGAGCAGCUAACACAUCUGUGAAUAGGCAGCCACAAUGAAUCCAGUAUACAGCCCUGCACCAACAGGGGUCCCCUUUACCAACACUAAGGGUAUAGGUUACCCAGCUGGAUUUCCUGUUGGAUAUGCAGCAGCUGCUCCAGCGUACACUCCCAACGUUUACGCAGGAGCAAACGCAGCCUUCCCCAACGGCUAUGCUCCAGGCACUCCUUUCAAAAUGUCCUGCUCUCCCAGCACAGGGACUGUCCCACCAUACUCCUCCUCACCAAACCCCUAUCCUACUGCUGUUUACCCUGUCAGGAGCACUUAUGCCCAACAGAACCCCUAUGCACAGGCACUAAUACCUUCACAACAGCAAGGCCCCUACUAUACACAGCCACUGUAUGCUGCGCCGCCUCAUGUCAUCCAUCACACGACAGUGGUCCAGCCCAAUGGGAUGCCUGCAGCGAUGUAUGCCCCGCCUAUCCCUCCUCCCCGCCCCAACGGUGUUGCCAUGGGGAUGGUAGCCGGCACCACCAUGGCUAUGUCAGCUGGAACUUUGUUGACAACUCCAUCACCAGCACCUGUCGCCCCCCACCAAGUCACGAUGCCCACAUAUCGGCCUCCUGGCACACCCAGCUACAGCUACGUGUCCCCACAGUGGUGAAGAGAGAAAAGCGCCCAGAAGAUGGAGCAAAAGACGAGACUUUGAGUUUGUGCCUCUGACUGACGGCCAUUCCAACAAUUUUUAGUUUUUUCUGCCCUGUUAAAUUUUUUUUUUUUUCCCUCCCAAAAGUCUGAAGCUGCUCCUGCUUGGGUGAUAUUUGAUGUAUUCACUUAUUUUAGCCAGAAGUGUUGUUGGUGGGAAACAAGUUUAGGAAGUUGUUAGAAGUCAUUUGCACCCAUUUAAUAAGAGUGAAUGAGCAGGAACAGUGGUGUGUGUGUGUGUGUGAGUGAGAGAGAAAUUUGGACUCAAACAGAAACCAUUCUGAAUGGUGCCAUACAGUGUAACAUGCUUAGAAUUUAGACAUGUCACUAUAAUCAGUUUACUCUUAGGCAGAUCCGAAGCACUACAUCAUUAAAUCCCUGUUAACCGUGGACAUGUUAGGAUACCACGAUGAUAUUGUUAAACCCCCAUUUGUGAAUAGCACUACUGAAUGAAGGCACUAAGUCCAAACGGUUUGUAAAAGAUAUCUGACCUUUUCAACAUUGCUCGCUGUUUUACCUCAAGUCUCCAGGCUAAAAUCCACCAAUGUCACUGUUUCAGACAUGCUUUUCUAUGUUGCCUCGGUCACCUCAGUUAAACAAUAUGUUUUGUAAAUGUUAUUUUUGUGACUUUGGUUGCUGUUUUGUAUUCUAAAGAAAGACCAAAAAUAAAAACAAA
Molecule: messenger RNA, 1495 nt
Organism: Archocentrus centrarchus (flier cichlid)
Lineage: Eukaryota; Metazoa; Chordata; Actinopteri; Cichliformes; Cichlidae
Gene: fam168b
Product: family with sequence similarity 168 member B
Exons: 8
Coding region: 170-778 (202 amino acids)
Source: RefSeq, a predicted model, not a curated record